CAAUCACGGCGACAAGGGGGAGGGUACAAAGGGGGUUAAAGGUCGGACGGAAGUCUCGAAGCUUCCGGUGGCCCUCUCCAGUGCGAACUAUGGCUAAACAUCAUCCGGACUUGAUCUUUUGCCGCAAGCAGGCUGGUGUUGCCAUCGGAAGACUGUGUGAAAAAUGUGAUGGCAAGUGUGUGAUCUGUGAUUCCUACGUGCGUCCCUGCACCCUGGUGCGCAUAUGUGAUGAGUGUAACUAUGGCUCCUAUCAGGGGCGCUGUGUGAUCUGUGGAGGCCCCGGAGUCUCCGAUGCCUAUUAUUGUAAGGAGUGCACCAUCCAGGAGAAGGAUGCAUACCCAACAAAAGCCUUCCAGGUCCAGUGCUCACAUCCUCACCUCUCACUUUGGGAACAACCACGAGACCCGUGGGAGAUGCAUAGAAAGUGAAAAACGGGAGGAUGGGCAAGAAAACAGGAAACCUGUGAGUCAGAGAAAACGCUAUAAAAGCCGAAGAUCUAAUAAUCCAAUGCAUUGGCCGUCUAACUUUUUUUUAAAUAUGUAGAGUCCUAUUUUCAAAGAAAUAUUUUAUGCAGAACCUGUGCGUCUGUUUAUAUCAUUAUGAAAUUGCUGAUAUUUGCUUUUGGCAAUUUCUUAUAACAUUAAAAACUAAUUAUAUGCCUGGCACUGUUCUAAAUAUAUUUAUUGAUUCUUAAUUCUAGGGGGUAGAAUCUGUCAUUGUAAUAAUAAUUUUACAUGUGACUAAAAAGAGACACAGAGAUUAAUAACUUAUCAAAAUUCAGGCAGCCUAGCUUCCAGAGCCUGCUAACCUAAACUGCCAGUGAGAACAUAUUGGGGGUGGCACCUCUCAGGACUCUCUAGGGCUCUAUAUAUAGUUUGUAAACAUUGACCAGUCCCUUUAUUUUACAGUUGAGGAAUAUGCGUCCGAAGGGGAGUGCCUUGCCCACAGGCUAUCAUCAUACCAUAGGAUUUCGUAGCAUCUCUAAAGGUCUUAGGGCAUGUUGUGUUUAAUAUCAGGCUACCUUGGGCCACGAAGAGGCAGCCGUUUCCUCAUUUGUACCAGGACUUUGAAUACAGAUUAUAUGGCUAGAGUUCACCUAGCAAGCCAUUAUUAGGGCUGGGCCCACAUCCUGGUUCCCUGAGCACGUCAGACUCCACAGAUGGUAGUUCCCAGUGUAAUACAUGGUAUAUGUUUUCUAGAAAAAAAAAUGUUGCGUUGACUUUGUACGUUUUCAGAGAUUCUUGUACAGUGUUCAUAUCAGUCCCUGAGAAGAGAAAUCAGCUGAAUUAGAAAUGAGAUAAUCUUAAAGGAUUGAUGAAUUCAUUCUACGGCCCAACAGCACAGGAAGCAACCUCCUUUGACAUGGAUGUUUAAUAAAAUCAUCAGACCUGUGAAGGUUUUUUCCAGUAGCAACCCCAGUUUUCUUCCCAUCAUCCCAGAUCAACUGAUAGAGUCAUCUUUUCUGAAGAACACAGCUUCCCAGAGGCUUCACUGAAACCAUUCAAGCUCACAAAAUGGCCAGGGAGCAUGUCAUUGCAAAUCAGAGUAUGGACCAUCAGCAGCCAUCUCUAGCAUAGGAACACACUUGCCCCCAAGACCAUGUGUCACAUUAAGCAAACUAAUAAGGGCACAUCAAACCCAAUAUUCUGUGGUAUUUAAAAUGUAAGGUGCUGUUUCCUAAAGUGUUUAGGUUCUCCCCUUUUCUUGGGAUAGUGGAGGAGAGCCAGAGAGCUGAUCUGUAGAUGAUUAUUACCAUUUCUUACCUUUCCCUUGAAGAAAACGCUUAGUACAUCUUAAGAGUUUUAGAUUCUACCUCAACUAUAUCAUGUUAGCAACAAAAGUGGGCUGAGAAUCCAGCAUUGUCUGUGCAGGCCACUGGAUUGAAGGUAGACACACCCUGGCUAUGUUCUAGGUGCUUAGUAAGUUCUUAACAAUUGAUCAAAUAGAAUAACUAAACUGGUAGGAUGCAUGGCUAGACCAUUAAUCCAAAAGUUCUUUUUAUCUUCAAUCCCUCUCAAUUCAUGCUUAAAGAUGACA
Molecule: messenger RNA, 2037 nt
Organism: Pteropus alecto (black flying fox)
Lineage: Eukaryota; Metazoa; Chordata; Mammalia; Chiroptera; Pteropodidae
Gene: PHF5A
Product: PHD finger protein 5A
Exons: 4
Coding region: 90-428 (112 amino acids)
Biological process (GO): mRNA splicing, via spliceosome
Cellular component (GO): U2 snRNP; catalytic step 2 spliceosome; U12-type spliceosomal complex
Source: RefSeq, a predicted model, not a curated record